Molecule: messenger RNA, 4679 nt
Organism: Frankliniella occidentalis (western flower thrips)
Lineage: Eukaryota; Metazoa; Arthropoda; Insecta; Thysanoptera; Thripidae
Gene: stc
Product: protein shuttle craft
Exons: 11
Coding region: 1-3648 (1215 amino acids)
Biological process (GO): negative regulation of transcription by RNA polymerase II
Cellular component (GO): nucleus
Molecular function (GO): RNA polymerase II transcription regulatory region sequence-specific DNA binding; zinc ion binding; DNA-binding transcription factor activity, RNA polymerase II-specific
Source: RefSeq, a predicted model, not a curated record
AUGGCGAGUGGAUCGAACAAUUUCAUGAGAAAUAAUGAAGGAGCGUCCAGCUUUUCUGAUUUGGCUGCUAACUCCUCUUUGACAGCUACUGCUACAGAAUUUGUACCAAAUUCAGCUAAUAAGAGCAAGUUCUUCAAGAAAUCCAAGAAUCCUAGAAGUUUUGCCCAGGGUUACAGGAGUCAUCCCAGAGAAAAUGUAGGAGAGCAAUCUUACAGUUCCUCAGGAUUUUCUGAACAGACUCUAGACAGACAUUCUACUAGUGGAAAGUAUCAAAACCGCUAUGGUAAUGUUUCCGGUUCCGAAGGGAAUGACUUUCCUGCAGGUAAUAUUCCGGUUAGAUCAAAUGAUGUUUCCAACGGUGGAUCCUCUUCUAAGACAUCGUCAAAAUCAUCCAGUGCAACAAAAUAUUUCAAUGGCUAUAGAGGGUACAACAAAAGCCGAAAAGAUAGUCCUGGUCAAGCUUCUGCAAACAAUUUUUCUGAAGGUGGUGAAUUUGAAGAAGCUGUUGGAGGCAAAAGUUUGAAACCCUAUUAUAAUAAAGAUAAUGGUCCUGGUUAUGUCAAACCAAGAGACCGUAAUGGGAAUAGGGACCAAGUUGCUGACCAACAUUCAGAUCAACCACCUUAUGGUGAUCGAUCUAAAUUCAGAGAAAGCAGAGAUCAGGUACCUAUGCGGUCUCAGAAAAGAGAUGAGCCUAAUAGAGGUAAAGAUCGUUCUAGAUUUUGGGAACGUAACAAUCAUGCGGACAGAGAAACAGGCGAUGAUUCAAGGUCUUUUGAUAGAUACUCUAGUCAUCAUUCUGAGAGAGGUCAAGACCAUUACCAGGAUCGAUAUUAUUCAAACCGGCCCAACAGGCGAUACUCUGAUCGCAAUCAAGAGCGACAGUCAGAUGACCGUAACAGAAAUCAUAGCUAUGAGCAAGACUUAAGGUCUCAGGGUUAUAGCUCAAGAGGCAGAUUCCAAUAUGAUUUUAUGAAGGAAGAUCAAAAUCGACAGCGAAAUAAUGUUCACUCCAAAGGAAGAAACUUAACACACAAUUUCAAUACUCAAGAAACUUUUAAUUAUGAUAACUCCAAGCAAUUCUCAAAUGAGAGUAGCUAUAUGGAGAGAGAGGUAUCCAGUUCAAGUCGGAGAGAGAAUGACUUCAGCUCCUAUUCUCGGCAGAAUACUCAGAGGAAGUUUAGCUAUCGAGAUGGAGACGAUGUUUCGCAAAGAGAACGUUUAACAGAACAGCUGACUCGUGGUGUUUUGGAAUGUCUUGUCUGUUGUGAUAGAGUGAGACAACAUGAUGCUGUGUGGAGUUGCUCCAAUUGUUUCCAUGUUUUGCAUUUGAGAUGUGUCACAAAAUGGGCUAAGUCAUCCAAGGCUGAGACAGGUUGGCGCUGCCCAGCUUGUCAAAAUGUGACGGAAACUCUCCCAUCUCAGUAUAGGUGCUUUUGCAACAAAGUUGUGGAUCCUUCAUGGAAUCGGCAUGACACCCCACACACUUGUGGGGAGGUGUGUGGAAAAUCGCGGGAGGGCCAACGGCCACAAUGUGUCCACAAGUGUACUUUGUUGUGCCAUCCAGGUCCUUGUCCACCCUGUGUUGCUCAAGUUACAAGGAAUUGUGGUUGUGGCAAAACAUCUCAAACAGUUAAGUGUGCUUUAGAAAAGCCCUUACUUUGUGAAGCAAUUUGUAAUAAGAUUCUGAACUGUGGUGUCCAUUAUUGUGAGAAAAGUUGCCAUGCUGGAGCAUGUGAGCCAUGUGAACUCAAAAUUGAACAAGUGUGUUUCUGUAAGAAACAAAGGAGAGAAGUUGAUUGUAUACCUGAAAACCAAGGUGUUCUGGAGUUCAGUUGUAAUGGAAUCUGUGAACAGUUUUUGGCCUGUGGAAAUCACAAAUGUGAUGAUGUGUGCCAUGAAGGUGAAUGCAAACCAUGCCAGUUCACUCCUGACCUUAUCACUCAUUGCCCUUGUGGAAAAACUGAAUUAAGUUCAAAACCUGAUGAUUUGAGAAGAAAUUGUCUGGAUCCUAUUCCAACCUGUGGGAAAAUUUGUAGUAGGAGACUUUCUUGUGGUCAACCGAGCAACCCUCAUACUUGUAAAUCUAGUUGCCAUUCUGACGGGUGUCCUCCAUGUUUGCUUACGACUAUGGUUCGGUGUCGAUGUGGACACAUGGACAGAGAAUUGCCUUGUGAUCAACUUACCUCAAAAGCUGAUGAUGCCAGAUGUGAGAAGAAAUGUACGAAGAAGCGCAGCUGUGCUAAACACAAAUGUAACCAGCAGUGUUGCAUUGAAAUAGAUCACCCUUGUCCGCUUCCCUGUAAUCACACUCUGAGCUGUGGACUUCAUCGUUGUGAACAGCUUUGCCAUCGAGGGCAUUGUCAACCAUGCUGGAGAACCAGCUUUGAAGAAUUGUUUUGUGAAUGCGGUGUUGAAGUUUUGUACCCACCUGUGCCUUGUGGCACAAAGCCCCCACCAUGCUCUCGUCCCUGCUCUCGUCAGCAUGACUGUGAGCAUCCAGCCCUUCAUCCGUGUCACAGUGACACCCACUGCCCUCCCUGUACAGUUCUUACCCAGAAAUAUUGUUAUGGAAAUCAUGAGUUAAGGAAAAGUAUUCCUUGCCAUCAGAAAGAAUUUUCUUGUGGUCUACCAUGUAACAAAGAGUUGCCCUGUGGGCGCCAUAAGUGCAUUCAAUUGUGUCACAAGGAAGAAUGUUUGCGUCUUGGAGCAGUGUGCACUCAACCGUGUAUUUCACCACGACCCACUUGCCAACAUCCUUGCUCUGCACCCUGUCAUGAAGGCAGUUGUCCAGAUGUGCCAUGCAAAGAAACGGUUAGAGUAACUUGUGAAUGUGGGCAUCGCUCAGCCAUGAGGCCGUGUUCUGAAAACACAAAAGAAUAUCAACGCAUUGCUACUUCACUGCUAGCCUCUAAAAUGGCAGAUGUUCAGCUAGGCCAUAGUAUAGAUAUCGGAGACAUUAUGGGUAAUGCCAGUACCAAAAAAUUAUACUUAAAAUCGCUUGAGUGCAAUGAUGAAUGCAAGGCCAUUGAAAGGAAUCGCAGAAUGGCCAUAGGUCUUCAAAUUCGAAAUCCUGAUAUAAGUCAGAAACUAACUCCUCGUUACUCAGACUUCAUGCGAGGCAUGGCCAAAAAAGAUCCCUUAUUUUGUCAAAAUGCUCAUGAGAAGCUGACUGAACUAGUAAAAUUAGCCAAGGAGUCCAAGCAGAAAAGUCGAAGCUAUUCAUUUGAAGUUAUGAAUAGAGAGAAGCGCCAGUUUCUUCAUGAGUACUGUGAGCAUUUUGGAUGUGAAUCAGUUGCUUAUGAUCAAGAGCCUAAACGUAAUGUAGUUGCAACUGCACAAAAAGCCAAGGCAUGGCUCCCAAGCGUAGGGUUGUUGGAACUUGUGCAAAGAGAAGCAGGUCAGCGUAAAGUACCUGGACCGAUGCUGAACUCUGUUAAGAAACCUAUCAAUAGAAAUAUGGACACGUUGUCUAGCAAGUGGGCAACCAAACCGACUACUGAUGGAUCCUCUAGCUCCAAUGUACCACAAACUCUAGUUUCAACUGGCGCUGCUUACAAAACUGCCACCUAUCCAAGUUCACAUGGUGAUGAGUCUGCCUCUGGAAGUAGUAGUGGUGUUUCUUUUAUUGAUCACUUCAAUUCAUAAAGCCUCAUACAGAUGUAAAACAGUGAUAUGAUUUAUGAUUUACUAUUCAAUUUGAAGUUGUGGAUAUUAAAAGACAUUUUCUUCUUUAUUUUUGUUUUGUCUGGGUGGGUUCUGUUCCAUUGAAAGUUGAUUGAAAGUUGUUUAUAUUGGGUAAUGGGUAAUAAUUCUAUCAAAGACUGAUUGGAUGAGGAGUACUUUUCCAAUAGUAUAGUUAGAGUAAAGGAAAUUGUAUGUGUUGUGCCCAAAAAUAUCAUAUUCUUUUUUGUCUCCGAGGCCUACAAUCUCCCUUUAAACUGACUUACCAGACCUAUGUUAUAAGUCAUUCAUUCAUUAUUUUUGUAUGGAUCUGUUUGUACUUAUGCAUUGUAUCAUCUCCCUAUUUUCCUAAGAGUUCAAUUUUUGAAUUUGUGAACCAUUUGGUUUAAUGAUAGUUUAUUAUUAUUGUAUAUAUAUAUAGGGGGUUUGGGAUUAAAGCACCAGGUCAUUUGGAAAACUGUUGGUAAACAUCUAACUUUUUGUGUUUGAUUAACAUUACACAAAAAUAUGUUAGAUCUUGUAUGAAUAAAUUCUAGCCGCCCAUGAAUUUAUUCCUUUAAGUUUUGUUGUUGUACUGAGGUACAGCACAUAUAUUUUUUGAUGACUAGCCAUGUUCAUGUUCAUAAGGCUAGUGAGGUAUAUUUUACUUUAUCAUUUUACUCCAGUGCCAAUAUGUUUCUUAUUGUCAUAAUAAACAAUAAUAUUGUAAUUAAAUUAAAUCAGUGCUUCUGACAAUCUGACUAAUGUGGGGGUAACUUUGAUAAAUUUUAAAGAUUUUUUUUUUGUGUCUAUCCAAUGAUGAAAUAAUAACUAGUGUACCUUCAAGAUACCCCUGGCCUUUUCUAUCGCCUGUUGUAAUGGCAUGUACAUUUCAAGUCUUUAUUUUUGUCUUUUAAACAUCUGUAAAAUAAAAUUUGCCCUUCUGUCAGUGUUUCUCCACAAAAACUCUACCAAUUGUACUGUUCGAGAGAAAUAAAAAAUUCUUCAGAAACGUU